AUGUCCGCGCCAGUAGGCGUCCCCAUCGCCGCAGCUCCCAUGGAUCCCGGCGUAGCUAUAGCCGGUCCCGGCCUCGGUGGUGCUCGACCAAACCCACAACACCCAGGUGGCGACAAGAAGCGCAAGGCUCCGCCAACUGGUCCUGGCCAGCCGACACGCAAGGACAGGCCAUCAUCAAUGACAGAGGAAGACAGCGCAGCUGCCUCAAAUCCUCAGAGCACAGCCAACUCUGGCACAGCGACGCCUGCGCCCACCGCCGCGGUUCCACGCGCACGCGAAGCCAAGCGCACCCGCGUCCACUUCUCGUGCGUAGAGUGUCAUCGCCGCAAGCAAAAGUGCGACCGCAAAGAGCCGUGCUCGCAAUGCGUGGCCCGCCGUGUGCCGCAUCUCUGUCGGCCCUUCCUCAACGGCGUAGAGGACCCUAACGCCAACUCGGACGUGCAUGCGCGGCUCACGACGAUCGAGGGCAUGCUAGCGCGGCUAACCCAGGUGAUUCCACAAGCGAUUCAAGGGCGCGGAUUUAACGACGCCUCAAGUCCGGAUGUGUCCAGCUUGCCUUCGGGCGAGGAUGUCUUCCACCCCCAGAGCGGACCACAACAAGAACCCCCACGCCAGGCGUACGCCCACAAGCCCCCACCCUCGGGUCUAUUCCCCGCCAGCUUGUCCACAUCUACGCCAGUGGGACGAAGCGGCUAUGGCUGGGGUUUGCGCGAGGGGCGCAUGAUCAACCUCACCGUCGAGGACAAUGCCGAGCUACGCGAUGUGCUUCUUACACUCCGCGAGUCUGGCAUCACAAAGAACCAUCUCGAGUGGCUCAUCGCGGGUGUUCCUGGCCGUCGCAUGGCCGACGCCCUUGUCGAGAUGUACUUUCGGGACAUUGACUGGACCAGGUACAAGAUCAACCGACCACAGUUCGAGCGCAGAUACCAGGCCUUCUUUGACUCGAUCGGGCGCAACCCCUCGAAUCCCAAGCUCGAUGCGGACACGAUCAAGUGGAUCCCGCUCAUGUUCAUCGUCAAGCUUGCGAUUGCCGCCCUGUCCGCGAGCUCCGACGUGAUGCCUGGCGACGAGCAACAGGCCUGGUCAAGAAGAUUCUACGGCUCUGCGCGCAGUGGCCUCGAGUAUGCAAAGGCCCUGCAGCGCGACAACCUCGACGUGCUCUUUGCCGGUCUACUGGCGUCACGCUACAUGCUUCUAACGCGUCGCCCAGCGGAAGGCUCGACCCCACUAACCACCGCAUUCCAGCUCGGCCUCUAUCGUGAUGGCACUGUGCUGAAUCUCGCGGACAAGCGCGAAGUAGAGAUUCGACGCCGCGCCUGGGCGAUGCUGUACCAUCUCGAUAGGACGAUUUCGCUCCUGGUCGGUCGACCCGCCUCAAUCUCCGACGCCCACACAGACGCGCGACCUCCCGCCAACCUCGAUGACGAUGAGAUCGAAGGCGACUUUGAUCCUGCUGGGCACCCAAUGACCACACCGACGGUUUACACCUAUGUGAUUGUGCGCCACAAGCUCGCUGAGAUUAUGGGCCGCAUAGCAUACCACACGUUCACGAUCCAGCUGCCCGACUAUCAGACAGUGUUGGCGCUCGACAAGGAGCUGCUCGCCUGGCGCAGCGGUCUACCGCCGUUCCUCGCGAUGAUCAACCCGGACACGAGCUUUGACCAGACGCACCCGUACCUGUUCGUGCAGCGCCAUCUCCUCGCGUGCGAAUGGUAUUACACGCGCAUCACGCUCAACCGACCGUACCUGCUCCGACGAAAGCCGCAGGACGGACGGUACGAGUACUCGCGCAACGCGGCGAUCGAAUCGGCUACUGCCGACCUGUUGAGCCGGCGUGCAUUCAUAAUGGAGAAGGGUGAUCUCAUCAUCAACUCGGGAGGAUACCGAGUGCUCAAUUCGUAUAUGGUUCUGGGUGUCACCAUUAAGCUCGACCCGGAGUCUCCGCAAGCGGACGAGCUGCGUCACUUACUCAAUGUUGUCUCCGGAAGGGCUCGCGACGAGCAGGGCAGCAUGUCGGAGCCAAUCGUCAAGGAGGAGCUGGCGAUCGUCGAGUUCCUCACGGCCAAGAACCCGAGCAAGGCUCAGGCGGCAGUUGCAAACGGCGCGCAGAACGGGGCAGCGCGAACCGAGCCAAGCGACGAGAACACGCCUGUCGACCUCCUCCUCGGCCUGGCCAAGACCAACUCCGGCCGCCGCGCCGCCGAGGAGGAGAAGCGCCAGCUGCGCCUCCAGCAGGCGCGCGAGCAGGAGGAGCAGCGACAAGCGCGCCGCCGCGUGAUGCAGCAGGCGAACGGAAGCGGCGUACCCAACCCUUGGAACUAUGUACCACCGCAGAUGCCAGGCUUGGACGUACACCAGCCAUUCGGCGCGCGCCGUCCGCCGCCGCAGCUCGGCUCUCUCCCGCGUCCCCUCCAGCCACCAAGCCAGAGGGAGGAGGAGAAGCUCAACACGAGCUGGAGUCCAGAGAACCCCUUUGGCUUCACGGACCGCUCGUCUCCGGGCUUUGGCAACCCCAACAACAUGAUGCAGGGCUUCCAGGGCCAGGUCAACCUCUCACCGUACCAGGAGAUGGGCAUCCUCCCCGGCCCCGGUCCCGGCCCGGGCCUGAGCCCCAGCGAGCAGCUCGCCCUACAGGGCGCCGGCAGCGCUGCCAACGCCAACAACAACAACAACCCCAACAACACGGCCAACAACAACAAUGCAGUAGAGAGUAACGGACAUAGCCUCAACUUUGGGACGGGCCAAGAGUUCGGCUCAGCCGUCGACAACUUUGACUUUUCGGCGUUUGGAGGCCCUCACCGAGGCGUGGAGAUGGCGUUCAACCCGUUCGCAAUUCAGCAGACGGGCGAUGAGGGAUCCGGAAGCGAGCCAGGAGGGCAGGACGACGAAACGACGUUCCUCAACUUUAUCUUGACAAAGUUUGCAAACAGCUCGGGCGAGACCAUGUAG
Cutaneotrichosporon cavernicola is the source of this 2949-nucleotide messenger RNA. RefSeq lists its product as uncharacterized. The transcript is spliced from 9 exons. Bases 1 to 2949 code for a protein of 982 amino acids. The record is from RefSeq and is a predicted model, not a curated record. Lineage: Eukaryota; Fungi; Basidiomycota; Tremellomycetes; Trichosporonales; Trichosporonaceae. Gene Ontology annotation, molecular function: DNA binding; DNA-binding transcription factor activity, RNA polymerase II-specific; zinc ion binding. Gene Ontology annotation, biological process: regulation of DNA-templated transcription; DNA-templated transcription.